Dentiscutata heterogama is the source of this 1281-nucleotide messenger RNA. Lineage: Eukaryota; Fungi; Glomeromycota; Glomeromycetes; Diversisporales; Gigasporaceae. The record is from the annotation of a GenBank genome assembly.
AUGGAAGACUUAAGAACAUAUCCUGAUAAUUCUAUUUCAAAUGUCUCAUUAGAAGAUAAUGUAACAGAAUCAAGUAGCGGCACAUAUAUUACCAAAGAGCAUUGGGCAGAAGUAUUGCAUGAAAAUAAGGUUGUUCGUCAGUGCAAGAAUUGUAACAAGAAACGAUAUUCGGUUAAUACCAGUAAAUCACAUUUAAAAAAACAUACAAUUUCAUGUACAACACAGGAUACCAAGUUUAGUUUUAUUAAACCCGUCACAAAGGAGGAUGUGGACAACUCAAUAAUUGAUUUAGUUGUUAGUACUGGAAUUUCUUUUAACGUUCUUAAUGGUUUAUUAUUUCAUAGAAUGGUAAACAAGCUUCAUUAUGUGACAGAUACAUAUAAAGUUCCUCAUCCAACAACAAUAUCACGUCAUCUUUCAGGAAGAAUUUAUGAAAUAAGACGUGAAUUUAUUAAAGUCGUUACAGGAUCAUGGAUAAGUGACAAUUGGAGAAUCGUUAAUAUUAUAUUAAAUUUUCAAAAAUCUGGACAAACGGCAAAAGAUAUUAAAUCAGUAAUAGUCAAUACAUUAAAUAAUUAUAAUAUUAGAGAUAAGAUAUUUUCACUUACGAUGGAUAACACUACAACAAAUAAAGCAAUUGCUCGAAUGCUUCAGGAUGAAUUGCCUAAUAUAAAUCUUAUAUAUAUUGGAUGUAUGUGCCAUAUUCCUAAUCUUAUUGUGAAGGUAGGAUUAGCAGAAAUUGAUAGACUUCGACAAAAAGUACAUAAAAUUAUGAAAUAUUUAGCAAAUCCUCUAGCUAAUAGAUGUUUAGAAUUGUUGGAAUCAUAUUGUAAAGUUGUUGGAGUGAAUUUUCUACGGCCAGUUCUUGAGAUAGAUAUUCGUUGGAAUUCGACUUUAGCCAUGUUUGAAAGAUAUAUUAUAUUACACCCCGUAAUUAAAGAAAUGUACUCAAAAGAACCAUCAAUGCCAUCCUGUUUAGAAACAGAAGAAUUAUUAGAGCUGGAAUCAUUUUGUCGAAUUCUCAAACCGUUUGAAGUUGCAACUACAAUUCUCUCUAAAGAUCAGUCGAAUUCAAUUUCAGAUGCUUUAACAAGUGAAAGUGAUGGUGCAGAAAGCAAUGGAAUAUCUGGUUGGAAAUCAUUGUCAAGACAAUUUCCAAUUCUUAGUCAAAUGGCCUGUGAUUUUCUUAGUAUUCAACCUUCUAGUGUUGCUAGUGAGAGGGCCUUUUCUCAAGCUGGCUUUACGGUUACUAAUGAAAGAGCUAAUCUUAAUGAAAAAACA